AUCGCUGGGGUUUUCGUGCAGAGCCGGGCAGUGGCCUCCAUCCCGGGAAUGCCGCUCCCGGGGGAAUUUGUAGCCGCGGGGUCCAGGACGACCCCGAGGAAAUGUUCACCCAAACGUGAUCCCAAAGUUCAUGUUUCCCGGUGUCACUCGUCCCCAACUCAUCCAAGAGCGAGGAAACAACGAUGGGUCAUCCAAAGCAUUAUCCCCGAGGGGAAACUGAGGCACGGGAACAGGCUGGGAUCACUGGAGACAGAAUCCCAGUACGUUCCCGGUCAAAAAGUGUGGUUUGGGGCACAUCAUGCAACGGGUUUCCACCGGAUUCCCAACCCACUGGUGGACACGGGAGAGCUUUCCCGGGGCCAGCCGCAUGAUCUCAGAGGCAGGAAUGUGCCGGGCUUUUGUCGGAGCAUCGCCCUGUUGUGUCUUUCUUGCAUCCUGUAAGAAAACAAACAAAUCCCUGGCAGGAAUUAUCCCAGCAGGGCCCGGCUGAGUUCACCCUCGCCCACCGGAAAUCCAGUUUUCGCAUUUUUUGAGAGGGGAGUAAAGUUUCUGUGGCUGGGGGCAAGUCCCCUGUGGCUCUGUCUUGGCUAUUCCUGGCCCCUUGGUAUCAUCUUUGGAGCCAAAUUCCCAGGAGUGCCUGCAUCUUUCAGUUUAUCUCUGGCAUUCCCUCUCGACACGCGCUGGUCACACUCAGGAUGUUUUCAACAGAUUUCCUUUCCUUGGAUUGCUUUUUUCCGGAAUGGAUCCCCACAGCCCUCUGCACUACCAGUAUGGAUACAGAGCUGGGGGGAUCCAUCCAAGACCCCCCAGCUGCACUCCCCCAGUUGCACACAGGUCCAUCUGUCCUAGCCAUAGAGGGUUUUCCAUGCAGAUCCCAGUGGCUUCAACUUUCUGUGCUAGAAACUGCCCCCAAAUACCCCAAAUUUCUCUCCCCCAGCAGAGCAUCCCUUCUGGGAGCUAUUGUCCUGGCAGCCCUGGGGUCCCUGCUGCCCCCCCAGUCCCCACUCUUGGAGGGCCUGAUCCUUCCCAGCUCUGUUCUGUCAGUGGACACUGCCCAGAAAGGCGAAAAGUUGGUGAUUUUUCCCAAUCCUACAGAAUAAACCUCCCCCAGUUUGGAUGCAAGCCCUUCCCACAGGCUGGAGAGGAGGAGACUCUGUGCCGGGGCUGGCAUCUUUCACUGCCAGCCCCCUGGUUUUUAUUCCUGUAGGAUUUUCCCUUGCUGGCGCUUUGUAUUGUCUCCCAGCGACAGCAAGGGGAGCCAAGGCUGGGCAAUUCUAUGCCCACCAUCCCUUUUCUUUCUGGCUGUGCCAGCAUUAUGCUUGGCAAGAGCAACAGCUUUUGGGGGAUGUGAGGAGGAGGCGUUGAGCACCAGACCCCUACAAACGCCUGGCCCACACAGUGGGGCUAAGUGGUGCUUUCCCCCUUUCCCUGCACUCCAGUUCUGCCCAGAAAUUAUGGCCAGGUCUCAAUGCCUGAUGCUUUCAGCUUAUUUCCAGGAUAUUCUCUCAUGCCCAGAGGCAGUGAGCCCAGAGAAAAGCCCCUUUUGUGGUGAGUCUGUCAUCAUUCUGGGAAGGAUGCAAUGGGGAUGCAGCUGCCCAAGGUUAUCCUCGAGGUCAAGGCUGCAGUCAGGGGUUCCUGGGGCUGCUUGGUGCUGUACAGCCCCAUGGAGUGGGGAUAUUCUCUCCUUUAAUCCUUUUAUAUCCCCCCAAAUUGGGGUUGUCCUGGACUGGAGGAUGUAGAGGAGCUGGAGGUAGAGGGUCAUGCUGGGUGGCUGUGGGGGAACCUAUGGCAUCUUCAUCCCUGGAUCCCCCUGUGGACAGUUCCCAGUGCCAAGAGCAUCCAGAAAAGCCACAAGAAAAUAAUGCUUUGGAUGAGGAAACAUCUGAAGAGGCUGCAGGAAACGGCUGUGGCCACACGCUGCUGACACCCCACAGUGGCACCCUGAGCUCCAAGAACUACCCGGGCACGUAUCCCAACCACACCAUGUGUUGCUGGCGGCUCCAAGCCCCCCCGGGCUCCUCCCUACUCCUGGCAUUUGGGGAUGUGGAUCUGGAGCCCUCAGAGCACUGUGCCCACAGCUCCUUGCUGCUCGCUGACCCCCAGACCGGCACUGCCUAUGGGCCCUACUGCAGGAACUCCGUCCCUUCUGCCCCACUCCUGGUGACAAACUCCAGCACUGUGACCGUCCUGUUCAACAGCACCAGCCACCGCUCGGGACGAGGCCUCCUCAUGUCCUAUGCCACCUCACAGCACCCAGACCUGAUCUCCUGCCUAGUUCGAGGCACCCACUACACCCAGGAGUACAUCAGUGUGUACUGCCCUGCAGGCUGCAAGGACAUCCAUGGGGACAUCUGGGGCAACCCAAGCCAGGGCUACCGGGACACAUCGGUGCUGUGCAAGGCAGCUGUGCAUGCUGGGGUGAUUGCGGAUGAGCUGGGAGGGCAGGUCACCCUGUCCCGAGAGAAGGGGAUCACGCUCUAUGAGUCAGCCUUUGCCAAUGGGCUCCGCUCCAAAAGGGGAUCUCUCUCUGAGAAGCGACUUGUAUUCCACAAAGCCUGUGAUGAUGUGCUGGAGGUGGUCACCUUCAAUGCCUCGUCCUGGUGGCAUGAGGUGGACGUGCUGGGCCAGGACCGAGCCUGGGUGGCCGAACGGGCAGCACUUAGCACCACUGGCCAUUCCUGGGCAGCCAAACCCGGUGCCAAGGCUGCCUGGCUGGAGCUGGACCUGGGCACCCGAAAGAAUGUCACAGGCAUCAUCACAAAGGGCUCCUCGGAGCAGCACGACUACUACGUGACAUCCUACCAUGUCUCCUCUAGCCGUGACGGGAAGAAUUGGAGACCCUACAGAGGCAGCAGUGGUCAGGAGGACAAGGUGUUUGAAGGAAAUGCUGACAGCCACGGGGAGGUCUCUAACGCCUUUAUCCCCCCCAUCGUCGCCCGCUACAUCCGUGUCACACCGCAGAGCUGGCACCAGCACAUUGCCCUGAAGGUGGCCCUGAUGGGCUGCCAGCUGGCACGGGUCCGCAUACCCCGUCCCUAUGAGCCCAGUGUCCCCAAGGAGGUGCUUGAAGCCACCAGCCACCCACCCAGCCACACCCCCAUCCCUGGCAUUGCCCUGGACCCAGAGAAGGCAGGCUCCACACUGCUGGUGAUACUGCUUAUUGGAGGCUUUGUGCUCCUCUGCUCCUGCCUCCUGCUCCUGGCUUUCCUCUGCCACAGGAAGAGGAAGUCAGCAGUGGAGCUGAACUGUGGAAUCACAAAAGGGUACCCCAAGCUGGAGUCGAGCCAGGUCUGCUCCCUGCAGAGCCUGCCAGCCCCCAGCCUGGCCUCCUUCCCCAUGGCCCCCACACCAGGGGCCCUCAGCUGGACCCAUUCGCCAGAGUACACUGAGCCAGACCUGGUGCAGGCGAACCCCAGCAGCCAGACAGGUCCCUCCACCUUCAAACCACUCUUAGAAGAGGGCUACACUCUACCACUGGUCCUGAACCACUACGACGUCCCAGGGAAGCACAAUGAGUACGCGGAGCCACUGCCGCCAGAGCCUGAGUACGCCAUGCCAUUCACUGAGCCGGAGCCUGCCGGGAUGCACCGCAGCCCUUGCAUCAUCACAGGACCUGCCGAGUGCUCCCCGGGGCAGUACCAGACCCCUGCCCUGCGGCCCGGGGAGCUGCCAGCUGCGGUGGAGGGGACUGGCACUCCCUGUUCUGAGGAGUCCCGUGGGUGGCCUAGGCACUGUCCCCUCGCACACGUGUACCAUGAAGCUUUGUGAGGAGGGGAGCACAACAGCACGGUAUUGGGCGGGGGGGAAAGCGUGUAAAGGAGGACCUUCCCCGCGCUCGCAGUGGGCUUUUUAAAAGUAAUCAUAUGUAAAUAUAUGCUUUAUACAUAGAAAGACAGA
Molecule: messenger RNA, 3897 nt
Organism: Zonotrichia leucophrys gambelii
Lineage: Eukaryota; Metazoa; Chordata; Aves; Passeriformes; Passerellidae
Product: discoidin, CUB and LCCL domain-containing protein 1-like
Exons: 15
Coding region: 1786-3768 (660 amino acids)
Cellular component (GO): plasma membrane
Molecular function (GO): signaling receptor activity
Source: RefSeq, a predicted model, not a curated record